Bombina bombina (fire-bellied toad) is the source of this 2608-nucleotide messenger RNA. RefSeq lists its product as uncharacterized. NCBI's taxonomy places the organism in Eukaryota, Metazoa, Chordata, Amphibia, Anura, Bombinatoridae. The transcript is spliced from 6 exons. The record is from RefSeq and is a predicted model, not a curated record. The coding region runs from base 246 to 872 and encodes 208 amino acids.
UAGAAUCUGAGAAAGCAGCUAAGGACUUAGUGAAGACACAACUGAGAAAGACGAGGAGGAGCCUUGCUGAAUCCUGCACCAAUGAGGAAGUGGCCCUGCCCAGAAAGGGCAGAGCCCCUGUGAAGCUUGCAAAGCAGUCGUCAAUAAGAGAACCAGAAACGUCACAAAAUGUGUGCGCCCAAUCAGUGAGGCCUAUAUUAUCCCCCUACGACAAAAAGUCCCCAAGCAUUCUGAGCCUGCGGCCAAUGCCUGUCGUGUCAUUUUGCAGCUUAGUACCAGAAUACCUCCUGCACCAGGAAUCCAAGAGUGACAGCAAAUGUGUACAGUCACCGCCAGAAAACAGCUUGGGACAAACUGUCAAAUAUAGAAUCUUUAACAUUGACUGCUCAAGUGAACCUGAUAAGGAAAGAUAUCCAGUUUGCAGAAACGUGCUACCACAUGUCAGAGAUCCACUUCUAAAAUUUAGAAACAGAAACCAGAAUUGUGAUGUCUCUAGACUACUGAGGAAUGGGGAUGAAAACUUCUACAGAUUAUCCAUGAAAUAUCCCUCAGUUUAUAGCGUAGAAGAAAAGACUCCAACAAUACCACGGUCCAGAAACACACAACAGAAGGACUCACAGACUGGUGGAUCAUUGGAAUGCAAACUGCCAGUGUGGCCUCAACAUCACCCUGAGGUAACGCGGUAUCACAGCUUCAGAACCGUUCCACUAAAACUUGUCAAAUCAGAGAAGAGAUCCAGCAUGGCCGGCUCUGUAGUUGGAAACCUUCAUAAAGAUGUCCUGGCCUUGCCCGGAGAAAUAGGAAACCCUUUCCAUUUACCACUUGCUUCAAAUAAUAUGCGUGUUCUACAGAGACUCAAGCUGCACCAAUAAUAUGACUUUUAAUGAAGCCAAAUAAUCUUUAACUAUCAGAGGUCAAAGUCUUUGGUGGAAGAAGCCAUCUUUUUGCACAAUCUAUGCGGUUGAUUAGGUGUCCGUACACAGUUGGCUGCCCAGUGAGGAAAAGAGGGAUGAACCUCUCAUUGGCUGCUAUUUAACAUUACCCUGAGACUCUUAGCUUUGCACUCACAUUUCCAUGGAUAUAUGGAGGAUAAAGGUGUAACAUGAUUGCAGAAUAAACCAAAUACUAAAGUGUGUUUUGGGGUUAAACAAAUGUUAAAGGGACAUUAAACACUAAAUAAAUGCUAGAUAGAAUGAUGCAUUCAAAGAACAGAUUAGUCUGAGAAUAACCUGCAGAUGGAUUUUUUUAGAGGUUUCAUUAGCUGUUUAAAUAGUGACAAAAUAAGUGUAAGGUUUUAGUGUCUAUAAAACAAUGGGAGCUGCCAUGUUGUAACUUAGGUUACCUUCUCUGCUGUGGCCAAUUAGGGACAGUUAUAAAUAGGUCACUAGAGUGUGCAGCCAAUGGCUGUGUGUUAUAUAACAGUGUUCUGCACUUCCAUUUCUAACAAGAACUGAAAAGCUCACAAUUUCAGAAUGGAAUUACAAGAAAAGGGGACAAAAUAAAUAAUGAAAGUAUAUUGCAGAGGUUUUUUUAUAGAUACAAUUUAUCAUUUUAUAUUACCAUCUCAAAGUGUUUAAUGUUACUUUAAAGGGCACAGAGAAACCACAUAUUGCUACAGAAGUUGAAAUAUAUUUUAAUAGGCAUCUCUAUUGUGAUGUAGGUAAUGAGCAAAGAGGAAAAUGUCCCUAUUUGACCCAGCUAGCAGUAGAUGUGGAGCCAACACAACAUGCUUUAUUGUCUUAUAAAUACCCUGAAGUUUACCUGAGGUCAGGUCUGCUAUAAAUUACCUCUACAGUACUCGCUUAUACGCAGACUGUACAUUUUAAAUGUAAUCGGACACCACAACAAUCUAUUUUGUGUAAUACAGAACAGCGCAGAGAGACAUAGCUAUCUUAAUGUCAUACAUCUUCUAGAGCAACAUGAGCUGGUUUACUACUCAGUGAAUGCUAGAGAAACAGGAAGUCAGUUUGUUAACCAUGCACUGAAGAGGCAGAAUGCAACUUUAAGGGAUAUGAAACCCAACAUUUUCCCUUCAUGAUUUAGGUAGAGCAUACAAUUUUAACCAACUUUUCAAUAUACUUCUAUUCUCUCGUUUGCUUAGUUCUCUUGGUAUCCUUUGUUGAAAAUCAUACCUGAGCUGAGAGCUAGCAGCUAAUUGGUAGCUGCACUUGCAUAUGCCUCUUGUCAUUGGAUUACCGACGUGUUCAGAUAGCUUCCAGUAGUGCAUUGCUUCUACUUCAAUAAAGGAUAUCAAAAGAAUAAAGCAAAAUCGUUAAUAGAAAUAAAUUGGAAUGUUGUUUAACAAUGAACACUCUAUCUGGAUCAUGAAAGAAACAUUUUGGGUUUCAGGUCUCUUGUAAUACGACAUCAAAAAUUGGAAGCGGCAAUUGGAUUCCAACAUUGUCAAUGCACCAUAGUGCUUCACUUGUAAUCUCGGCCUACAUUUAUAUUUUUGGUAAAAUUGUACACUUAAGUUGCACCAAAAAUCUAUGUAUUUUUGUUUUUUUGUAUAUAGUAUUACUUUCUAAAAAGCUAUUGAAUUAUAUGAUGAUUGACCGUAAUGUGUUUAAAUGUGUGAUGUAUAAAUAAAAAAAAAUGUAUAUUUCAA